GUUGCACCUGUGUCUCCCCUUCAGGUGUUUUCUGAUGGCGAGCUGUGCGUCCUGUUCCAGGCCCGGAGACUGUCUCUGCGCCUGGAGAAGCAGAAGCAGCUGGACCUGACGGAGCGAGCCUUCUCUCCUCAGAAAUCUGUGGACACCAGCCAGUCUGUCUGCCACCGGGACAAGGCAACGUUGCUCAUGAGGUUUGGAGACGUGGAGGAUUUGAGAGGCCUUUCAAUCAGACUGCAGCUGUCCAACACCUUCUACGAGUCGUCCGGUCAGUGGUGGUUCUCCGUGGACAGCGUCUCUCUGCUCUACAACACGUCUGAGGAAGCUGUGUUCAAUGCCAGCGAGGUGUACGCUCCGGCCUCCUCCUCCUACCACUGCCUCCAUGUCAGCAACCUGCAACGCCACAGCGCCCUGCUGCUGCCCAGCACCGACCACGCCCACCGCUGGACCAUCACCUUCACCGACUUCCAGAUUCAGGCCUUCAACGUCACCUCCGGUAAGUUUUCUCCCGCCAGCGACUGCGCCACCUUCCUGACGCCGGCCAUCCUGAUGGGCCUGGUCACCUCCCUCAUCCUGCUGCUGGUCCUGGCCUACGCCCUCCACAUGGUCAUCCACCUGAAGCACAUCGAGCACGACGACGAGCACAAGGCCGACGUCUACUACCCACAAACCCCUGAGCAGCCUGAACACUGCUAUGUGGAAGACAUGGCAGAGAAAAAUAUCCUGGAGUAUAACCAGGAAGAUAAAUAG
Limanda limanda (common dab) is the source of this 747-nucleotide messenger RNA. RefSeq names its product ATPase H+ transporting accessory protein 1 like a (gene atp6ap1la). Gene Ontology annotation, cellular component: proton-transporting V-type ATPase complex. The annotation marks the transcript as partial. The transcript is spliced from 4 exons. NCBI's taxonomy places the organism in Eukaryota, Metazoa, Chordata, Actinopteri, Pleuronectiformes, Pleuronectidae. The record is from RefSeq and is a predicted model, not a curated record.